CGGGGUGCAAUAUUCUGUUCUAAGGACGGCUGCCGCACCACCGCUGUAUUUAGCCCUGCCGUAGCCCCCGUCACUUGACGGUUUCAGCACUUGACUACAGUUCCAAGUCUUUUCCCACAUAGACCUACAUAAUUUCCUGACGAGGCGUAUCUCACCGAGCGAGGAGAUGAGACCGCUAUUCUGCACAGAGGGAGGGAGAGCUCUCCUACUCUGUCCUACUGCGCAUUUCGGAAUGAUCUCGGUCUAUUUGUUCUCUGGCAAAGCAAGAGGGGCUGGGAAACUCAUUCGCUCUCCGUCGUUGGUAAUUGUUUUUUUCUCCUAACUGGUUGAAAUCCGUCGUGAGUUCCUCCUUACAAGAAGAAGUAGGCUGAGAUUCCUACGGCGCUGAAUGAGAGAGAGAGAGAGAGAGAGAGAGAGAAAGAGCGAGCGAGCGAGAGAGAGAGAGAGAGAGAGAGAGAGAGAGACAGACAGAGAGAGAGGGAGAGAGAGAGAGAGAGAGAGAGAGAGAGAGAGUCCAGUCCUUUAUAGUGUAGAAGUGGGAGCAGCUACCAAUAUGAGCACACCGCUCGGAGGGUGAGGACCAUCAGUAACAGCAUCAGCAGCAUCAGCAGCAUCAGCAUCAGUCCCCGGGAUGGAUUGUGUUCUGUGCAGCACUUUGUGUGCGCGGAGACGGAGGCCGUGAAGGCAGAUAGAUAACAAUGAGGAUAGCAAAUUAAACUCCAAUACUCGCGCUUGUGAUUCAAGCCGUUAUUUCAAUCUACAAGGAAAGUUGAUUUUGGACACUUUUAUGAUUCCGCGUCGGAUUGCUACCGCCGGGCACUUCAACAGGGCAUCAGCCGUGCGCGUCUCCGAGACACAUUUAUGACUAUUCUAAGUGGCAGCUAUUAGACCUGACUGAUGACACUCUGCUAUCCGGAUUUCGUUUCCCUGUUGCGCCCGAACCCCAACCAAACCUCAUAUUCUGAUUCGGCAGAGUAUGCCUUUGGAGGAUAAGCUUGGCAACAAGGGCUUAUCGUUCACUCCGAUGGGGAUAGAGGAUAACAACACGAGGAACGGCCUGUCGGAUCAAUGGGCCGAUAGCAUGGUGGUUCGGCCCCGGACCACGGAGCGGAGCAUCACCGUCCACAAGAAACUGGUCCUGGGGUUUGCCAUCUCCAUCCUCACGCUCAUCGUCGUCACGGCCAUCGCGGUUCUCCUCAGCGUCCGGUUCGAGGAGUGCGCCGGGGAGAGCACCUCACGAGCGGGCAACGGCUCUAACGCCAAGUUCAACGGGUCACGGGAUGGAAACGGGAACCACAAAGAUGAGGAAGCCCAGCCGUGGCGACACCUCCGGUUACCGACGUCUCUCCGGCCCCGGCACUACGACCUGCGUCUCUCAGUGUACAUGGAUAACUUUACUUUCUCCGGGGAAGUGAACAUUGAAUUCGAGUGUGUGAACUCUACCAAGUUCAUAGUGCUUCACACCGACCGCCUCGAGGUGGAGAAAGUGGCGGUUUACUCGGACAACAAAAAACCCGGCGUCAUGAGAAUCCACCGCCAGUUCCACUACCGAGCCAACCAGGUUUAUGUGAUCGCUUUACACAGGGAACUAAAGCCCACGAGGACGUAUAAAGUAAACAUUACUUUCGAGGCUCAAAUAGAAAGCGAACUCCUGGGAUUUUUCCGCAGCUCAUAUAUGCUGCAGGGAGAGAGAAGGUACAUGGCGGUGACACAGUUCUCCCCCACCCAUGCCAGAAAGGCCUUCCCGUGUUUCGACGAGCCCAUCUACAAGGCCACGUUCCGGGUCAUCCUGAGACACGAUGCGUCCUACCUCUCUCUCUCCAACAUGCCUGUAGAGGCCUCCAUCUCUGAUGAUGAUGGCUGGGUGACCAACCACUUCUCUAGGACCCCUCGUAUGUCCACCUACUACCUGGCCUGGGCAGUCUGUAACUUUACCUACAGAGAGGUAACCACUGACAGCGGAGUGGUGAUCCGGCUGUAUGCCAGGCCCAACGCCAUCCAGAGCGGAGCGGGGGACUACGCGCUCCACAUCACAAAGAGACUCCUCCAGUUCUAUGAGGAUUACUUCAAAGUCAAAUACUCCCUGCCCAAAUUAG
This is a messenger RNA of Coregonus clupeaformis (lake whitefish), 2096 nucleotides long. RefSeq names its product thyrotropin-releasing hormone-degrading ectoenzyme-like. Gene Ontology annotation, molecular function: zinc ion binding; metalloaminopeptidase activity; peptide binding. Gene Ontology annotation, cellular component: cytoplasm. The annotation marks the transcript as partial. Lineage: Eukaryota; Metazoa; Chordata; Actinopteri; Salmoniformes; Salmonidae. The record is from RefSeq and is a predicted model, not a curated record. The transcript has 3 exons. Gene Ontology annotation, biological process: proteolysis; peptide catabolic process.